AUGAGUGUCGAGAUUGUGACGAGCAUGGGGCGCCAGUCUGCCGGCGACAUUGUUCUGGAUCUCGACGAGAAAAGCGUCCGUGCCGACGACGCGCAUGUAGCUGGUCCGUUUGGCGUGUUCAGGGCCUUUGAUGGCUCUACGGAUUCUGGAUCUUCGCCGUUGCAGCCCUCUGUUUCUGGGGGCUCGCCUAAUACGUCGCCAUCUGAUGCCUUACCAGAGACGAUGGACGGCGAGCUCGAUGAAGAUAUUGAGGAUAUUGCCAUCGAGCCUUGGUCCGUUGACGAUAACUCCUUAGCUCUGGAGCCAUAUCUCUUACCUGGACCGUUUGAUAACUUCAACACCGAAGGCAUCAUGGGUAACAUGGGCCAGCCGUGGAUGCACGGCGAAGGGCCCGGAAAUAUUGGACAGAACUAUCAAAAGAGUGCCCAGACACAUCUUAAAAAGGCUUUGCAAGGCGAAUCUGAUGAGCCAAGUCAGGCCAAGUACAACGAGAUCCUUAUGGCCAUUCUUGCCACAGCCAUGGUAUCGGUUCUCUACAAUGGAUCCCGCGCAGUAAAGAUCUUCCUCCUCGAUGCCGAACGCCUAAUCCGUCUCCGUGGCCUUGCGAUGCCCAAAUCCUUCCACGUCCGCGUCCUACACCAUGUCUACACACACCUUCGCGUCAUUGCAGAGAGUACGGACAUUGCGAUAGACUCUGCAAAAUCCCAAGCGCAGGCAGCAACCGAGAUGGCGGUGUCGCUCCGCAAGUUCCGUAUUGCAGAAGAUUCUCUCGGCGCCGACCUCGACUUGUCACGGGAGAAGCCCGCAGAGGUGGGCUACGCGGAUAUUCAUCUCGAUGUUUCUGGCCACUGGCCUGUUACGAUGUACCCAGAGAUCUAUGGUGUGCCAGAGUCACUGAUGACGCUGCUGUCGCAGACCAUUAGCUUUGCCAAUGAAAAGACCAAGCUGGAGGCCAUGGCUAUGUACGACCACCGCAUCUCAAUGGCCUUGUCGCGCCAUAUCAAACAAUUGGAGCAGAACAUUUGGUCCUGGUCUCUGGGAUCGUCGGAUAUGCAAAGUGGGCCAAGCCGUCCGCGGGAACUUGUCACUCAGGAGACGAAGCUCGUAGACCAUCCUCUCAUCCGAUCUCUGACCCUUGCCAUGCACCAGGCACUUAUCAUAUACUUUUACCGUCGCGUCUACAACAUGAGCGCCAUGGUGAUUCAGGAUUCUGUGCGUAAGACGCUGGAUUUCAUUCAGCCGUGCCUCGAAGAGACAGCGGACGAUCACGACUUUGCCACGAGCAUCGGGUGGGCAGCUUUUAUUGCAGCGUGCGAGGCUACAACGCCCGAUUUACAAGAGAGGGGCCUCAAAGUGCUUCAAACAAUUGAUAGUAGCGGCGUGAUAUUUGGUACUGAUAAGCCUAGUGUUUUGGCCCAGAGUGUAUGGGAUAAGAGGACAGAGACCGGCGAUUGGACCCUAAGCUGGCCGGACAUGAUGAAGACUAUUCCGAGGUGA
This is a messenger RNA of Colletotrichum fioriniae, 1497 nucleotides long. RefSeq lists its product as uncharacterized. The record is from RefSeq and is a predicted model, not a curated record. NCBI's taxonomy places the organism in Eukaryota, Fungi, Ascomycota, Sordariomycetes, Glomerellales, Glomerellaceae.